AUGAUAUACAGAAGAACAGCUGCACAACUCUACAGGACAAGCUCCUACAGCUCUAAACAUAGCUUUGCAAGGCUCUUCUCUACCGAGAGUCCCUCGCUGCCAGUUCCACCUGCAUCGCCGACGUCUCACCACCAUGACCUGCAGUCAUUCCUCGACUAUGCAAAGAGGACAUCUCUCUCUACACAAAGCACAACCUAUGUAGGCACACUAUACGAAUACACAGUGCUACAGAGUCUACAGAAGCAUUUUAUCAACGCCACUCGCAUCGGCGGUCGUGCAGACUCCGGCAUCGAUCUCGUCGGGACUUGGUCUCUACCACCCUCAUCCUCAGCCCAUCCGCUACGGCUACUAGUACAAUGCAAGGCAGUCAAGGCGAAAGUUGGGCCAAAUCUGAUACGAGAGCUUGAAGGGACGUUCUCGGGGGCACCCGUUGGCUGGAGAGGCGAAGGCAUAUUGGGGAUGCUGGUUAGUACACGGGAGGCUACAAAGGGAGUCCGAGAUGCGCUCAUCAAGAGUCGAUACCCGUUGAUAUGGGUUCUAGCUGAUCUGGAUGGGCCUAUACGGCAGUUCUUAUGGAACAGGAGGGCUGCUGAGGUCGGGUUGGAAGGAUUGGGGGUUGAAGUCAGGCAUGGAGGCGAGGCGGAUCCCAUGAAGAAGACUGUUGUCUUCACAUGGAACGGAGAAGAAUUGGGAUAA
This is a messenger RNA of Arthroderma uncinatum, 696 nucleotides long. RefSeq lists its product as uncharacterized. Gene Ontology annotation, cellular component: mitochondrion. Gene Ontology annotation, molecular function: nucleic acid binding. The record is from RefSeq and is a predicted model, not a curated record. Bases 1 to 696 code for a protein of 231 amino acids. The transcript has a single exon. NCBI's taxonomy places the organism in Eukaryota, Fungi, Ascomycota, Eurotiomycetes, Onygenales, Arthrodermataceae.